CAUUUACCUUUCGCAGUUUGGUGGUGUUCUUGUUUUGUCUCUUCCGCAAAGUUUACUUGAGGAGGAGGAAGUGACUUCGGGAAGAAACCGAAACAAUUAGGGCUUCACCGUGUAUACUAUUGCUACCACGGUCCGUAUGGAGCGUGGUCCUAUUUUCUUCUUACGGCAAUAUUCCAUACCAGAACUCUUCAGCUAAAGCCAAUAGACACGGGUUCGACAUAUCACCGAACUCCUCAUUCCACUAGGUUUAUUUUGUAUCCAGCUGCCUCUAGGACGAUAACCAGUAGUCAGUAGUCCGAACAUGACUAAUGAAAAGGAGGGUCCACGGCAGUCUUUGGUAGGGGAGGAGAUGAAUGGCGAUGAUCUUUGCGACGUUUGCGACUUAGAUCCGAACUCUCCCUUCGAGCCAGAGACACCCAUCCAGCUAUCAGUGAAUUGUGAUGGAAUUUCGUUGGCGUCCGGCAGCAUCUUCGAGGCAGAUGUGUUGAGUGUGGCCAGCGGGGCUGGAAAUGACUCAGCGGAGAGCCGAUACCAUUUGGUCAAUGUCGCUUUACUCAUUGCCGGAUUCUGUUUCAACUUCACAGCAUUCCUUGCCUUGCAGAGUCUCCAAAGCAGCUUGAAUUCGGAAGGUGGAAUUGGACUGUUGGGCUUAUCCACGAUGGCGGCUGCCCAGAUGAUAACCAGCUCGCUAGCCAGUGCUACAGCCAUCCAGUAUUUUGGAGAGCGGAGACUUUUACAGUUCUCUGCCAUUGGUUUUGGCAAUUUGAUUCUCGCCAAUGCCCUACGGAUAAACACGUAUGUGGUGUUUUCCUUCUGUUUCUUUGGAUUCCUGUCGGGUACGUUCUGGCCCAGCCAGUAUCGCUAUCUUACCAGGAGUGCUAAGGCGUAUGCAAGAAUCACCAAGCAACCUGUAGACACGGUGUUGACUCGCUUCAACGGCGCCUUCUUCACAUUCUUUGUCGGAACUCAUUUCACUGGAAACCUCAUAUCUUCACUUAUCCUGGCUCCAGCCCAUCAGGAUGGUGGCACAGGAUUGCCCAAUGCAACAGAUCCGCUCGGAAAUUUCUCACAUUCCAACAUCUCCAUGGCAGCACAUCACUCUACUGCCCCGCAAUUGCUCUAUCUCAACGAGUCAAGCAACAUGUCUCUCCCCACGCCUUCACCUUGGUACUUUGGUGACUGCCCUCCAUCGGCUGCCAACUUCAAGCUCUUGGUGGACGAACAGAGUCGGCUGACGUUGAUGUCAGUGUUUGGUGGCCUUGUGACCCUCGGUGCGAUAUGCAUGCUCAGCCUCCGUCCUGUCCAUAAGCCGACUAUUUCUUCUCAAAGCCGAUCUGAAGCACACCUUAUAGUGGAAGCAAGUCCAGAUGAGCUGGCAGAAGCCUCUGGUGCCAACGAGAAAUCUAACCAACCAAAGACCUUCUGUGAACGUUUCAAAUCAUCUGAGACGUACAGCACGCUCAGAAUCAUUGGCGACCCAAGACUUUAUCGUCUGAUUCCCAUCAUUAUCGUUGCCGCUACUCUGAAAAGCUUUGUGUAUGGUGACUUCAAUCAUUCCUUUGUUGCUCAGUGCAUCGGAACGUCUCAGGUGGGUUUUGCUAUGGCCUGUUUCGGUGCUGCAAAUGCUGUGUCUAACCUUGUCAUCACGAAAGUCGCUGUGCGGUGGGGUCGUCCCACUGUCUAUGUCUUCGGAAUGACACUGGCUAUCAUCAUGGUCAUCUUUUCCAACUUUUGGCAUAAGGAGCCCAACCGGACUGCACUGUUCAUGAUGUCCAUGACCUGGGGCUUCAUCGAUGCCAUUUGGAACCCUCAAAUCUGCUCUUUUCUUGGAGUUCUGUUCCCCACGGACCCUGAAAAGGCAUAUGCUAUCUUCAACCUGUUCAAUGGGCUCACUUUUGCUGCUUCAUUCAUGAUGAGCUCAAUCUAUGGUGAUUCGUAUACGCCCAUCUUUAUCAAGUGCGGUCUUCUUAUUCCUGGCUUUCCUCUAGCCUUCUUGGCUUACUACAAAAAUGAGCGUGAAUAUAGGAAAGGAAAACUCCAAAGAAUGUCUGUUGAAAUGAACGAAAUUGAGACCUGAAUAGUGAUAGUGAAUAGUGAUAAUGCUGCCCGUGUCCUGUCUACUGCUCUUGUUCGUGUUUAUAAAAACGAAGACAGAUAUUUGAGUGACCAGGGUGCUACCUCUUGCUAUCCUCCUUACUUUGAAGCAAUAAUAUUAUUACACUUUCAUAAUAUUUUCGUAAAUAUAUAAUCAGCUGCCGGCCGUCCUUGUUCAUAAAAGCAGCAAUAUUUUCCAAAGCAGUUUUUUCCUUUUGCUUUGAAGCAGUCAAUACUUUUCAUGAUUUUUCAUAAAAAAAUAAUAAUAGUCACCUGCUGGCCUUGUCCAUCAGUAUGGUUUUCUUCAGCAGCGCUAGCAAGAUAUAUUUUUUAACAUACGAAAUGUUCCCCGUCAUCGCCCGAGAGUUGCGAAAUUGAUACAAAACAAAUUCUAGAUAAUACCGGUAUAUUUCCUUGUCUGUUUUCCGUUUUGUCAUAUCUUUCCGCCAAGGUGGACGUCAAUCUAUUGUUCUUUCAAACGAGCUCAUGACAAAACACCCAAAGUGGUGCACUCUCCCUCUAUUUCGCUUUGCUCGUAUUCUUUGCUCCAGAGCGGCUGAAUAGAAAUGAGCUGUUUUGCUGCAAAAGCUUUUGCUUAUGCAAGUUACUAGUACAUGUACAUUGUAGUUAUGGGCCGUUAUGGCACUCAUGUACCGUGAUACCAAUGUUGUGUUCUGUUUGCC
Molecule: messenger RNA, 2777 nt
Organism: Sycon ciliatum
Lineage: Eukaryota; Metazoa; Porifera; Calcarea; Leucosolenida; Sycettidae
Product: protein unc-93 homolog A-like
Exons: 3
Coding region: 302-2077 (591 amino acids)
Biological process (GO): transmembrane transport
Molecular function (GO): transmembrane transporter activity
Source: RefSeq, a predicted model, not a curated record